UUGAUUCAUUUCAAUUUGUCUGAGGGAUAUCUGUUAUUCGAGAUAUCUGUUCAUAUAAGAGAUAGAUAUGGUGCGACCGGCACAAGUGCGGGCCCUUUCUGGCCUCGCAAGAUCAGCGACUUUUGUCCGAUUACUGCCGUCGCAGAGCCAGAAUGCGUUGAGAUGCGCUUCUUUGCCUGUUUCUAGGCUCGGCGCUCUACCUUUGAGGGCCACUACACAGAUUACAUCGGCUCCAUUGAGGCAAUGGCAUCAGAUUAGGAAUUCUUCGGCGACAGCAACGGCCAGUUUAGCCGAGCAAGCCGCCGCUGAUCCUGAAGGACUCUCACAAGCAGAAAUCAUCUCAAAUAUAGACGCCGAGGAAUGGAAACGUAUAUCCAAGGUCCGAAAUAUUGGUAUAGCUGCACACAUCGACAGCGGUAAAACCACUGCAACUGAACGAGUCCUCUUCUACACCGGUCGUAUCAACGCCAUUCACGAAGUCCGUGGUCGAGACAGCGUCGGCGCAAAGAUGGAUUCUAUGGACUUGGAGCGUGAAAAGGGUAUUACCAUCCAGUCUGCGGCUACUUUCUGUGACUGGGUCAAGAAGGAGAACGGCAAAGAGGAGAAAUACCAUUUCAACUUGAUUGAUACACCCGGACACAUUGACUUUACCAUUGAGGUUGAGAGAGCUCUUCGUGUUCUUGAUGGUGCAGUUAUGAUUCUCUGUGCUGUGUCUGGUGUGCAGUCGCAGACUAUUACCGUCGAUCGACAAAUGAAGCGAUACAAUGUUCCUCGAAUUUCUUUUGUGAAUAAGAUGGACCGUAUGGGCGCAAAUCCUUUCAAGGCUAUUGAUCAGAUAAACAACAAACUGAAAUUACCCGCCGCUGCGGUGCAAGUACCCAUCGGAGCUGAAGAUGAGUUCCAGGGUGUGGUUGAUUUGAUCCGAAUGAAAGCCAUCUAUAACGAGGGCCCGCGAGGAGAAACUAUCGUCGAAAAGGAUGAAAUCCCUGAGCAUAUCAAGCCCCUUGCGGAAGAGAGAAGGAGGAUUCUCAUUGAAACAUUGGCUGAUGUCGACGACGAAAUCGCAGAGAUCUUCUUGGAUGAAAGGGAACCCACCAUUGAACAAAUAAAAGCCGCUAUUCGCCGCGCUACUAUCGCCUUGAAAUUUACACCAGUGUUUAUGGGUUCCGCGUUGGCUGACAAGUCGAUCCAACCUAUGCUAGAUGGUGUUUGCGACUAUCUCCCUAACCCCUCUGAAGUGACCAACUUGGCUCUCGACCAAAAGCGCAAAGAAGCUCAGGUCAAAUUACUUCCAUAUGGAUCACAGCCGUUCGUCGGUCUUGCUUUCAAGCUGGAAGAAAGCAAUUUCGGUCAACUUACUUAUAUCCGUGUCUAUCAGGGUACUCUUCGCAAGGGUGCCAACGUCUUCAAUGCCCGAAAUGAUAAGAAAGUCAAGGUCCCGCGUAUUGUCCGUAUGCACUCCAACGAGAUGGAGGAAGUGCAAGAGAUCGGUGCCGGUGAGAUUUGUGCUGUGUUCGGUGUCGAUUGCGCUUCAGGAGAUACGUUCACGGAUGGCCAACUUGCUUACACUAUGUCGUCCAUGUUCGUACCCGAACCGGUUAUUUCUCUUUCUAUUAAACCCAAGAACAACAAGGAUUCUGCCAACUUCUCGAAAGCCAUGGCUCGAUUCCAGCGUGAGGACCCGACGUUCCGUGUUUCGUACGACACCGAAAGUGAACAGACUAUUAUCUCAGGAAUGGGAGAAUUACAUCUUGAUAUCUACGUCGAACGUAUGCGUCGUGAAUACAAAGUCGACUGCGAAACCGGACAGCCCCAGGUCGCUUACCGAGAAACUAUUGGCCGUCGGGUUGAGUUCGACCACCUGUUGAAGAAGCAGAGUGGAGGUCCUGGUGACUACGCCCGGGUCGUCGGAUGGAUGGAACCUUCCGAAUCCCUCGAAGAGAACAAAUUCGAAGAACAGAUUGUCGGCGGUGCCAUCUCUGAGAAGUUCUUGUUUGCUUGUGAAAAGGGUUUCAACCUUGCCUGCGAAAAGGGUCCCCUUAUCGGACACAAAGUCCUUGGAACGAAAAUGGUCAUCAACGACGGUGCAACCCACAUGACUGAUUCAUCCGAAAUGUCCUUCAAGAAUGCCACUCAACAAGCCUUCCGCAAAGCAUUCAUGGAAAGUCAGCCUCAUGUCCUAGAACCAUUAAUGAAAACUGUCGUUACAGCACCCAUCGAGUUCCAAGGUGACGUUAUCGGCCUCCUGAACAAGCGCAACGCUACCAUCAACGACAGUGAAAUCGGCGUCGAUGAGUUCACGGUUUAUGCGGACUGCAGUUUGAACGGUAUGUUUGGCUUCAGCAGCCAUCUCCGUGCCGCAACGCAGGGUAAAGGUGAAUAUACAAUGGAAUUCAGCCAUUAUGAGAAGGCGCCUGGUCAACUGCAAAAGGAGCUUGUGCAGAAAUACCUCAAGGCGCAAGCAGACCGACACAAGAAGUAAUUUUGACUUUACCCCUAACGACUUCCAGAAUUUGACGACUGUUCGAGCGACCAAAACCCAACAGCAAUAUCUACCUUCGUAUCACUUGUCUUAUAACUACAACCAUUAGAUUUUUAUAUACACCUUCGAACGGCUGCUGGUGGUAUUCAGGGUGCGUUUGGUCUGUCAAUUUCUUUUCUAUUCUCGGAACAUGUAUUGUCUGAAUAAAAUACCUUUGUUAAGAUCGAGUCCUUAUUCUAUUUGCGCUUGGCCUGUUUGUACUAUUUUCAUAUAAUCUCUUCUCUUCGUUGUACGAUAUCGCCUGAGCUAAUGUUCCAAGACUUUUGAAUUGGCAUGGUUUAGGUCGCCGUCAUGAGAAAUGGGCAUGACAAAAAGGAGCGCGGUGCAAUAACGGAUGGAAUUCAAAAUGGAUGGGAAUUAAAUAUUAAUGUCAUUACUGUUAUAG
Talaromyces stipitatus ATCC 10500 is the source of this 2927-nucleotide messenger RNA. RefSeq names its product translation elongation factor G1, putative. The transcript is spliced from 3 exons. Gene Ontology annotation, cellular component: mitochondrion. Bases 68 to 2482 code for a protein of 804 amino acids. The record is from RefSeq and is a predicted model, not a curated record. Lineage: Eukaryota; Fungi; Ascomycota; Eurotiomycetes; Eurotiales; Trichocomaceae. Gene Ontology annotation, molecular function: translation elongation factor activity; GTPase activity; GTP binding. Gene Ontology annotation, biological process: mitochondrial translational elongation.